ACACACAUAUAGGAGGAGAAAGUCAAAGUAGCUGCUAUAGCUGUAUCCUCAGGGCUUGUCACUGGGAGGUGCGAUUCCCUUGGAGAUCUUCUGCUGUACUGCUGCUGUUCUCUUCUCUGGAGAAGAAACCACGUUUAUCCAUGGACAAGGUUCAGCCAUUGAAAGAAAUAAAUUCAUUGAAUUCCAAUGAUGUUGACGUGAGCAAGGAAGGUAUCUCAAGCUUCUCUGAUAUCCAGAAGGAGAAACAAACAGGAGUUGAAUCUUCAGAGGAAGACUAUUAUUUUAGAGAAGACUUUUCAAGAGAGAGAAGCUAUUUUAUUUCACUUGAUUCAAGCAACCUCCAACCCCAGAUGUAUAAAGAUAUAAGAAGAGCCAAGAACAACAUCAGAGGACUCUUGUACCAGCUCUAUGAAACAAUUGAAUUGACUUGUAGAAGAAAGCAAACUUGUGAGGAUCUGCAGAAUUACCGUAAGGCAUUAUAUAAGCUGUGGAUCGAGUGGUGUGAGAAGCAGAUAAAAAAUGAGGAUAAAGAUGAUAUUGAGUUCUUGGAACACAUGACUCUGCAUAUGUCCCGGAGAAUUGCUCUGAAACUACAGUCAGCCUUCAUGGAUCUCAUGCCUAAGGUCCAAGGUCUUCCAAGCAGCCUACAAGAUGACAUCCAACUGUCCUGUAGUGACAUGCAGGACCUUCAUACCAUCUUUGCCCUAGGUAAUGAGUUUGAAGAUCUAGACAAGCAUCGUCUGAGGAAGAGCCAGCUUAAGCUGACUGAAGCCCAGUUAAGUGUAGAAAAAUUGUGUUGUUUCUUAGAAGAGUAAACCAAUUCUCACUUUAACACUCAAAAGAAAAAUCUUGAAUUGUGAUCUGGGACCGGAUUGGUAUUUCCAAAUUCCUGGCAAGCAGUGUUAUGCUAGUUCAUAGUAUGCUCUUUGAACUUUUCAGAUUAUGCAAAUAAAGUUGCAUUAAAAACUC
Messenger RNA from Antechinus flavipes (yellow-footed antechinus), 969 nucleotides. Its product is annotated as perilipin-3-like. Gene Ontology annotation, cellular component: lipid droplet; cytosol. Gene Ontology annotation, biological process: lipid storage; positive regulation of triglyceride storage. The record is from RefSeq and is a predicted model, not a curated record. The transcript has 6 exons. Lineage: Eukaryota; Metazoa; Chordata; Mammalia; Dasyuromorphia; Dasyuridae. Bases 141 to 815 code for a protein of 224 amino acids.